UCGCCAGAAGGGAAUUUAGUUGUGUUGGCUGAUAAAAGAACGUUGUGAAAGUAGAUGUGAGAGUUUUUCAAAAUGUCAACGGCUUUGGUAUCAUUUUGUGAUUUCAACGAAACGUUUUACAAGAACAACAUUUCUGCGCAUAAAGGGUCUUUCCCGCUGGACACGAGGCGUCUUAGUUCUCCACCACUAUGUGUAACCGUUUCUAGACGGAACUCUGCUAGUAUCAUCCCGGCAACGUCUACACCUAUUUCGAUGCAACAAAAGCCGACAAGUGGAGCACUCUUACCGGUCAGUUCGCCAGAAGACGUUAUUUCUAUGACUAUCACGGAACAUCAUAAGCUUGACCGCAGUCUUAGCGAGCCUGUUUCUCAGUCCAAGCUCAUACAAGCCAACUCUAGUCGUUACAAAACUGAAUUGUGCCGACCAUUCGAAGAAAAUGGAACGUGUAAGUACGGAGACAAGUGCCAAUUUGCUCAUGGAUUUCAAGAAUUGCGUACCCUCGCCCGUCACCCAAAGUAUAAGACUGAACUGUGUCGUACUUUCCACACUACGGGGCUUUGUCCGUAUGGACCAAGAUGUCAUUUCAUUCAUAACAACGAUGAGUCAAGAAGAUAUAUGCUCAACCUGCAAGCGGGAAUGAAUCCUUCGAAGACGUCUCGAGCAGGACUUAGCUUAAGUCGACCAAAAACUCUUUCCCUUGGCAGCUACAGCAUGGGUUCCGCCGGAGAAUUGUCACCUCCGUCCAGCCUAAGUGCCAGUCCAACUUCACUUAACAGUUUUUUUACGGAUGAUAUGUUAGGAAACAUUCCUUCAGCACCGUACACAGCAGGGCCAACCCUUGGUUCCACAUCUUUUCCCUUCUCCUAUGAUUUUACCGGCCUGAUAUCUCCAGUGAAACAGCAAACCUCGGCAUCAACGUUUGGUGGUUCCCAGCCAAGCCUCAAUCCUAUCGUUGCUUCCAAUGUUAACAGUUUGGGUGACACAUUACCAGAAAAUAUUAUGUAUUCUUCUAAUCCAUUGUUUUCUUUGCAUGCACCACCAUCACCUGUAGAUUCUGUGAGUUCAGAGUUGGGCGGAAGCCCCCGGGGAGCCAUUUGCAGUUCACCGUUGGAUGUAAGUCGAAACCUUUCACGGUUACCUAUCUUCAGUAAACUGUCUCAUCUCGACACGGAUUAAAUAUUCUGUAUUUUUACACAUGUGAAGGGGGGGGGGAUACCGAUACUGCUCAACUCCAUGGAUGAUUGGGACCAAACUUGCUCUAUUCCUGUGUACAGUUCGGAAAUUGUUUGUAUCAAAUUAGUGUUAAACUUAAGUUAUCUCAAAUUCUUUAUGUUAGUGUAUCUUCUUCGUAUGAAAUGGUUUACAUUAGUCACACACACAAGUCAGAACCGAAUUAGACCAGUAAUGUAUGUAAUUGUAACACGUUUGUACACUAUAGAAUACUGUCAGUAGCCAUUGUUAUAUUGUUUGCAAUCAAGUCAGACGACGUAAAAUGUCGUCGUAUUGAAUUGAUUGCUAAUGUCACAUAGUAAAUGUUUGAUUCUUUUUGUUCAUUUUUAUUGCUAGCUAUGCAUAUUACACGAGAAUGUAAUCGUAUACAUUAGUGAAAGUUAAAAUUUGCAUGAAUGUGUUAAUUUUCCUAUACUGAUGUGUUUGUUUAAAGCUGUUAAUGUCUUGAAAAUUAGUUAGGCCUAGUUAUCACUGUGGUUUUUAUCCAGUAGAUUUGGUUUUUAAGCCUUAUUAAUGUAUGUCUUACAAUUUAUGUAUCGUGUAUUUAAGUAACUUAUUUAUUUUUAAAUAUGCCUUCGAUGGUAAUUUAAAAUAUUAUAAAUGCUCAUAUUUGAUAUGGUAAAUGACAAUAGCUUAAGUUAACUGUUGAUGGACGUUGCGUACCGUAUCUUAGAAAGUAAUGCCAAAUAUUAUUUUGGGACAAUAAUGACAGGAAGAUACAACAAUGUCGAAGAAUUGUGGAUCUCCCGAAGGGCAAAGUCUGCCCAAAUUUUUUAAGUCGCACAAGAGUUUGUCAUAUUAUAUACUGAAUAUGGUGCGUUGUAAGGUGCCUUAGUCCUUCUUGUCUUCCUCUAAAGUAAAGGUAGAAGUGGACCUAAUAUUAUAUUUUAAUUUAAAAAAAAUAUUGUCUAUAUGAACCUAAUCUUGUUUUUCAUUUACUUUGAAGAAUAAAAAUAUAUAUAAAGCAUUCCGUAAAGUAUAACGAUAAUAAUUGACAAAUUACAUUUAAUACUUGUAUUAUUCGUAGGUAAUACAUAGUAAAGAGAAUAUGGUAUAUCGAAAUUGGAAAUGCAUAUUUUUUUUUCCUAAACUUACUUUGUAAUAGAGUGGUUUACAAAUGAUAAUAAACAAUUAUUUUCGCCAUAUCGAA
This is a messenger RNA of Limulus polyphemus (Atlantic horseshoe crab), 2380 nucleotides long. Its product is annotated as mRNA decay activator protein ZFP36L2-A-like. Gene Ontology annotation, molecular function: mRNA binding; metal ion binding. The record is from RefSeq and is a predicted model, not a curated record. Lineage: Eukaryota; Metazoa; Arthropoda; Merostomata; Xiphosura; Limulidae. The coding region runs from base 73 to 1176 and encodes 367 amino acids. The transcript has 2 exons.